Dictyostelium purpureum is the source of this 1236-nucleotide messenger RNA. RefSeq lists its product as uncharacterized. The record is from RefSeq and is a predicted model, not a curated record. NCBI's taxonomy places the organism in Eukaryota, Evosea, Eumycetozoa, Dictyosteliales, Dictyosteliaceae. The transcript has a single exon. The coding region runs from base 1 to 1236 and encodes 411 amino acids.
AUGGAAAGUAAUUUUUCGUUUGAUUUUAAUAAUUUAUUAAAUAAAAUUCAAGCUAAACCAGCUCGUAUAUUCGGACAUAUGAUAAUAACAAUGGUUCUAACCACUAUCCCAGAAUACACUUUUUUCUUUUCAAACUAUUCGAAAUAUGAUAUCACUGGCUGUAAAUUAUCCAAUGACACCUCAUCUGAUUAUUCAUUGAAUAAUUGCUUUGGGGGAGAUGCUAAAGAUUUAACUUUAACAAACUGCUUAAAUGAAAGAUAUAAUACCAACUCCAACUAUUCACUCGAAUUUAAUGUCCCUUUAUCAGGUUCCAAUAAGGAUCGUUUUAGCUCUACCAUUUUGGCAUUUUCAAUACUUAUCUAUUUUGGUAUUAUGGGUUUAUUACAAGUAGCUCUAUACUUUCAAUAUCAAAAAAGAAAAAGAAUUCAAGAUAUUUUGGCAGGAUCAUUAGUUUUCGUUGAAGGCAACAUCAAGUAUGAAAAAAGAUUUGGUUUAUAUUUUAUAUGUAUGACUGGAGUCUACUUGGCAAUGAAAAUAUCAUGGAUCGUAUACAGAUCUUCAAUAUACAGCUCAAUUGAUUGUAAUGGUGUCAAAUUUGAUUUUAAAUUACAUCAAGGAAUUUCAACAUCUAUUGGUAUAAUCUUUCAAACUAUUAUAUCUUGUUUAAUUUUACCUGGUAUUUAUGUUUUUACAAGCACAAAUUAUCUCGGUGAUAUCGAUAUGAAGAAAAUUGUUCAUAAUCUUUCAUAUGACUCUUUAAAACAAUUUAAAGUAUUAACAGUUUUAGAUGUCGAUAGAUAUAGACAAGUUACAAAAAUGACAUUUGCAACAAGAUAUCCAAAAGAUACAACUCUUCAAAAAAUUCUUCGUUACAAUACUUUUUCUUUUUGGAAAAGUAGUACUAGUGAAAUCAUUGAAAUUAUUUUAACACACAAACAAAACUACCCUGAAGACUUUAAAACAAUGCUUUUAAAAGAAAUAAAUAUAUCGAUAAAUGAUAACAAUAAUAUAAAUAAUAAUAAUAAUAAUAAUAAUAAUAAUAAUAAUAAUAAUAAUAAUAACAAUAAUAUAAAUAAUAAUAACAAUAACAAUAUGAAUAAUGAUAAUAGUUUAAGAAAUAGCAGCCAUAGUAGCUUAACCAGUAGUAAUAAUAGCCUUAGAAAUAGUGGAAUAAUCCUUCAUUCUUUAAAUAAGAGCUCUAAUGAUAUGGAUGAAAAACUGGUAGAUACAAAUUAA